This is a messenger RNA of Gavialis gangeticus (Gharial), 4686 nucleotides long. RefSeq names its product ventricular zone expressed PH domain containing 1 (gene VEPH1). Gene Ontology annotation, cellular component: plasma membrane. Gene Ontology annotation, biological process: regulation of signal transduction. The record is from RefSeq and is a predicted model, not a curated record. Bases 448 to 3114 code for a protein of 888 amino acids. The transcript is spliced from 16 exons. Gene Ontology annotation, molecular function: phosphatidylinositol-5-phosphate binding. Lineage: Eukaryota; Metazoa; Chordata; Crocodylia; Gavialidae.
ACUUGGUUUGCUGCUGAAGUUAAGCUUUGCAAAAAAUUAGUUCUGAUCUGUUUUUGAGCACUAGAGUUAGGAAAAAUGGAGAGAAGAUAUUUGUUUGCUUAAUUCCACAUGACAACUCCAGGGUAACUGAAUAGACUGUACGGUUGGUUUGACAAGGCUGUGCACUGAGCCAGCAGCCUCACAUACCACGCAGGGGGCUGAAAGGGGGAGUCUGACAAUUGUAAUGGAUUUUAUCAGAAUUCCUCUGAAGGCUGACUAUUCUGUCUUCAAUUAUUAAUGUUUUCAGAGGUUUCCCUUCUGAGAGAUCAUGGCAGAAGAGGGCUCAAAAUAUGGAAAGGAUUUUCUGUACUUGUAAAACUGAUGGCUGACUAGUUUAUGGAUUGUUGCUCCACUUGCCUGUUUGGCUGGCCUAUAUGGUACAGCCAGAGUUUUGGCUAAUUGGCAGCCAUGCAUCAUCUUUUUGGGCUGGUUUUGGGACAAAAGGAUCUUUCACGUGCAGGGGACCUGUUUUCCUUGGAUGAUGCUGAGAUAGAAGGAAGUCUAUCAGAAGCUCUUGAACAAAUAAGAAUAAUUAGUUCAUCUUCGGACUACCAAACUAAUGACAAUGAUCAGGCGGUGGUAGAAAUCUGUAUCACCCGAAUCACUACUGCCAUCAGAGAGACGGAGUCCAUAGAAAAACAUGGGAAGGCACUUGUGGCUCUCUGGGAAUCAUGCUUAGAGCACAAACUUAAACCUUCAGGAAAAGAUGAGGAUACACCACAUGCAAAAAUUGCAUCUGAUAUCAUGAGUUGCAUCUUGCAGAAUUAUAAUCGACCUCCAAUAAUGGCUUUAGCUGUCCCAGUGGCAGUAAGAUUUCUCCAGAGGGGUAACAAGGAACUGUGUAGGAACAUGUCAAGUUAUCUGUCCUUGGCUGCAAUUAGCAACGUUGACCUGCUGAUUGAUCACACAGAUGCAAUUGUGAAAAGUGUCCUUCAAGGAAACUCCAUGCUGCUGCGUGUGUUGCCCUCUCUCUAUGAAAAGCAACCACAGUCAAUUAAUAGCCAUCUAAAGGAGCUGGUGGCACUGAUGUCUCAGCUGGAGCAAGCAGAACAGCACCACCUUCUAAGAGUAUUUCAGGUAGUGGCAAGGAGAAAACAACCUGAGGUGUUAAAAGAGUGCAUUCCAUUUCUAAUUAGCCACUUAAGAGACCCUCAUCAUAAUGACAUUAUCCUAAAUAUACUUAUAGAAAUAUCAGGCUAUGAACCAGUAGCCUUGGCCAGUUCUCUUCCAGUGCUGAAAGAGAUUGGUGAGAGUUUUCCAAGUCUGAUUGGACAGAUGGCAAAGAUCUUUGGAGCUGUUGGGCAUCUUGAUGAGGAAAGAGCCAGGAUCUGUCUGGUAUGUUUGGUAAAUCAGCUAGCCAACAUGGAGCAUUCAUUUCACCAUAUCCUUCUGCUGGAAAUUAAGAGUAUCACCGACAGCUUCUCAAAUAUCCUAAGCACCCAGAGCAGAGAUAUCUAUCGUAUGAGCAACAGUUUCACUGCCAUAGCCAAGCUUCUCAUCCGACAGCUAGAAAAUGACAACAGAUCAGGAACCAGGAUAGAAAAUUAUGCUGAUACAGAAUCUUCUGUUCAAUUGGAUGAUUUAAAACCUGUUAUGAAUGGAAAUGAAGAGAAUGAAAAGCUUCAAGUUAAAAUACAGGCUUUCGAAGAAAAAAUAAGUAUCGACAAUAAUACUCCUGGCUCUGCGCGCAGAUACAGUGUUGGCCAGUUUUCUAAAGAAGAAAGGAAGGAAAUGCGAUUUAAUAGGUCCAAAAGUCUAGCUUUGCAUGCUAUCCGCACAAAGGUGACAAAUUCUGACAGUGGGCAAGAUAUAGAGAAUGGAGACAUGACAUCUGGCAUCUCAUUCACUGAAAUCUAUCUGAAUCAAGAAAAUGACAAGUCACCUUUUAGUAUAGACACUGAAGAAGCACAGCCAGACAAUUCUUUCAUUUUGCAUCCAACUAUCAAAUACCCAGAAUCAGAAAAUUUACCAGAAUCUCUUAAAGAAACUAGCCAUGAAAGAAGUACAGAGAUGGUAAAAAAUUCUGAGGAAUACCAGGAUAAGCUCUAUAUGCAUUUAAAGGAAAAUCUUAGUAAAGUGAAGGCAUAUCUUGUGGAGAUUGGGAAGAAAAUUCCUAUCCCAGAUCAGUGUGUUAUUGAAGAUACUGUUAGAAGUUGUGUAGCAAAGUUGUUCUUCAGCUGCCCCCUGAAGGGUCAUUACUGCCUAUACAGUAAAUCCAGUUUUACCCUCAUCAGCCGACAGCCUCAGCUAUGGAUCCAUAUCAUGUUUCUCUUUCAGCAGGAUGAAGUCAUGUUGAAAGUGGAUUCGUUUUGGUUGUGGAAAUAUUCUUUCAGAUGGAGGCGUCAGAAAAAUUCUUGUAGUUCUCCACACUGGAGUGUCUUAUUUGGGUAUUUUUCUGGACAGAAAUUAAGGCCUAUGGAGAGGACAGGUUUUUCAACCUUGAUAAGAAGCUUGUUUCCAGAGCCUUUGUCCAUACAGAGUAACCCUGUACAAGUUCUUAAAGCCCUGUGGGAAAAAACACAGCUGAAAGGUACACACAGUUUUGAAAAUACAAUGAUUCAGUCUACGUUUCCACACCAAAAGGAUCUGGACCAUGUACGGAUGCAUCUGGAAGAAGUGAGGUUCUUUGAUUUAUUUGGCUACAGUGAGGAAACAGGAACUUGGCAGUGUUUCAUGUGCAAUAAUCCUGAAAAAGCAACAGUUGUAAAUCAAGAUGGCCAGCCUCUAAUUGAAGGCAAACUGAAGGAGAAGCAAGUCCGUUGGAAGUUUAUCAAAAGGUGGAAAACUCGCUAUUUCACUCUUGCUGGCAACCAGCUUCUCUUUCGCAAAGGAAAAUCUAAAGACGAUCCAGAUGACUGCCCUAUUGAACUCAGCAAGGUACAGAGUGUAAAGGUGGUGGCCAAAAAGCGCAGGGAUCGCAGCCUUCCUCGAGCCUUUGAAAUCUUCACUGACAAUAAAACGUAUGUUUUCAAGGCCAAAGAUGAGAAAAAUGCUGAAGAGUGGCUUCAGUGCAUCAAUGUAGCUGUCGCACAAGCUAAAGAAAGGGAAAGCAGAGAAGCAACGACUUAUCUGUAAGACUGUUGGUGUAUCUAAUGCUGAACUUUCAUGCCGGCAUUUGAAAAGCAAAAAUUCUUCAUCCUAUUUAAUACAGAACUGAACAAAGUGUUAAGAACAAACCUAGGUCCCAGUUCUGCAGCCCUUACUCAUCGGAGUAGUCUCUGGUAUCGGUGGUGUUGAUGGUUCUGGGAGCACUUACUGCAAAGGCUGCAGAAUUGGGCCCCUGUGCAAUUACUGUUGGCAACAGAUGGCUCAGAGCAACCCAUGAGAAUCCAAAUCCUGAGAAGUGAACAUCUUUCCAAAGGCAAGUGAUAUCAGCUGGCAAGAAAGGUUCCUCUGGACAUGGAUGGAAAUGAUAUAACUACUUGCACAUUUGUUAGCAUAUGAAGAACUACACACACACACACACACACACACACACAGGAAUGCAGAAGUAGCUGGGUAACAUCUUUCCUCAUGUGCACAUUUACAUUUUUUCUCCCUCUGUUUCAAAUGCAGCCAAUUUAGAAUAUUAACCUCUGCUCAAAGUAAAGCAGUUAUGUAAUAAAAUGUAGUGUUCAAAGCUCUUUCUGACUUUAUCUUUUCAAAGUGAUCCAACACAGACUAAAAUAUCCAUGUGCAUAUAGUGCUAUUGUUAGUGUAUUUCAUUUUAUCCUUUUGUCAAAAUGGAUAAACAACUUUCAAAUCUAUUCCAGACAAUAACAUUUGCAAACUAUCCACUAUUUUUAUGUGCUGUCAUUUGUAUGAUCAAAAACCAACCACGGCUACAUUUUGCUGCCUUUUCUCUCUCUUUCUUCAUUUUUAAAAUCUCUACAUGUAAAAUAAUGUAUUUUUUUCUUGCUGCACUAUCCACCUCUAUGAAAGUUAACUGUCUCUUUUAUUAUUUGAGUCUGUCAAAAAAUGUCAAGGUCAAAGCCGUUCCCUUGUUUGCAGGAUCUGAAAGUGGAACAAUUUAAAGGUUGUUUUUAAAAUUCCUUCCCUAAAUAUUUUUUAAAUGUUUGAAAUUAAAAAAAAAAAUUCUCUUCCCCUACAUUUUUCCCAUAUUGCCACUCAAUGCAAUCAAGUGAUGGAUGUUUCUCCAUUUAAAAAACAUUAUUUUUCUUUCUUCACUUUUCAAAACUUCUCCAAAUUUGGAAAGUUUACAGAAUUGCAUUUUUCCUUUUACCACCCUAGAAUUUUUUCCCAAGGUUGGAGGAGGGUAGAAAUGAUUCAGAACAACAAAAGGAAAAAGGAAAAAUAGCCAAGUAAAAUGUGUUUGACAAAGGUCAUGCAUUCUGUUGUUUUCAGUGGGGAAAAAGAGUAUGGAGGAGUGUAAAGAAAUUAACUUUCAAUUGUGACUAACAGCUAGAAAGUCAUGAAUGAUUUUUUCCAUAUACAUUUCUUUCAUAAAAGUUUUAAUUUCCGAAAAGAACAUUUGUCUCAAGAAAAUAUAUUAAUCUGACAAAUUUGAAUUGUUAUUUUUCUCCAAGAUGGAGGUAUAAAGUGUCCAUAGUAAAGAUUUUAACGUUUUCCUGCUAAUACGUGUACUUAACCAAACUAGAAAGUAAAUAAUGUGAAAAAUAAAUUUAGAUUGAAAUACACUGAGCAAUA